This is a messenger RNA of Cadophora gregata, 662 nucleotides long. RefSeq lists its product as uncharacterized. The record is from RefSeq and is a predicted model, not a curated record. NCBI's taxonomy places the organism in Eukaryota, Fungi, Ascomycota, Leotiomycetes, Helotiales, Ploettnerulaceae. The coding region runs from base 159 to 662 and encodes 167 amino acids. The transcript has 3 exons.
GGCUAAUAUACAAUCUCUAUGACCCGGAACGUGCCAUAUAUGUAACUGCGAAUUCCACUCCGACAUAAGAUACACACUUGGUCCUAGAACAUAGCGAAACAGAGAGGAACGCCAAUAGCGUUCCUAGUUCCCUUAAAGAGCCGAAACCAAACAAGAACAUGCGUCUCCUCCUCGUGCUCUCCGCAGCUCUCUCAAUUCUCGCCUAUCCUGCACCCGAUACGAAUUCAGAUGCAUACUAUGACUCUCUCAACAAACGUGAGAAUCUAUGCAACUUGAAAUCUCCACCUGUCAUCUGCCAGCCCAACUCCUCCGUCACGGUCGCCGAGACAGCCAAGCGAGCAUAUCAGUUCUACCGCGCAUUCAUUGUGGAUGGAGAUCCCAGGACGAUGUUUUCGUUGAUUGAUAAUGUGUAUCAACAACACCAUCCAGGAUAUGCGUCCGGCCCUCAAGCCAUCUGGAGUCUCUUUUGUAGUGGGAACAAGAUCGGAACUGAGAAGAAUACCGCCCACUGUUUUGAUGCGAGCACGAAUAUGUCGUAUGCGCAGUACUCGACCACUGAUCGCUGGCGUUGGGUUGGAGGGUGUGUGCAUGAACAUUGGGAUCAAGGAGAGAAAAUUCCGUCUAAGGAUAAGUGCUAUGUUUCGAAUGCGACUUUGACGUGA